AUGAGUCGUCCCCUGUCAGUUCUGGACAACACAACACCUGAGUCUUCCAAUGUUUGGAUGACAUCUUUGAAUGACAAAUACAAAGCCAGACCUGAAACUCCAGAGUAUGAGGAGAUGUGCAUGGCAGACUUUGCUGCUACUUGCAGGAUUGUCUAUGGCCAACAGACAAAAGGUAAAGAUGUUUUGCCCCUUCUCAAUGAGAUGGGAUUUGUGCAAAGGCGCAAAAACGAUAAGCCUGCUAUCAUCAGAUUUCACCGCUGCUCACAAGAAAAACAUCCAGAGCAAUAUUACGGAAGACUGCUUAAACUGUACCUUCCUCAUCGUUCAGACCAUGAACUGAAAACACCAUCUUUGCCAACCUAUCAGGCUUUCUAUGGUGCUGGCUGUAUACAGCUACCAGGUACUGACCGUCUUGAGUACGUGCAACACACUGUCAAAAGAAACAGAGAAAAAUAUGAGAAAAACAGUGAGGAGAUCGAGAGCGCUGUUGAGGAAUAUGAGCAGAACAGAGGUAUGACUGAUGAAUGGUGUAAUCUGGCACCUGAAUCAGAUCUCGUAAGGUUGCCACUUGUUGAACAAGAAAGAGAGCGAGACAAUGAAAAUGAACAGGAAGAUGUGCCCGACUACAGUCGUCAGGCUGAUGCUUCAACAGAAGUCAGAGCUAUCAGGGAACCCCCUGCUAUUGAUCCCACAUUGUUACGUCAGAUGUUUCAGAAUCUGAAUAAGAAGCAAGCCUGCAUAUUUUAUGCAGUUAGAGACUGGUGCAUUAAAAGAGUCUGUGCUCUAAAUCCAGAGCAGUUUUUCUUUUAUAUUAAUGGUGGUGCUGGAACAGGAAAAUCACAUCUUAUCAAAUGCAUCUACUCAGAAGCAUCUAAGAUACUGAGCAAAGUGCCCAGAUAUGCAGACGACGUUGACAUAUCAAAACCCACUGUCCUGUUAACUGCUUUCACUGGGACUGCAGCUUUUAACAUUUCUGGAACAACACUGCAUUCUCUUCUCAAGCUCCCUAGAAGCUUAAAACCUCCCAUUCAGGGACUUGGCAAUCAGCUGGAUGAAGUCAGAUCAGAACUUUUGAAUGCUGAAAUAAUCGUCAUUGACGAAGUGUCUAUGGUGUCAAGACAUCUCUUUGCAUAUGUAGAUGCAAGACUCAAACAGAUCAAAGGGACUCGGAGACCCUUUGGAGGCAUGUCAGUCAUUGCUGUUGGAGACUUCUAUCAGCUACCCCCAGUGCGACAGUCUAAACCUCUCUGUGUGCACGACCCGUCCGAGAUCGACCUGUGGCGGGAGCAUUUUCAGAUGAUCACUCUGACUGAGAUUAUGCGUCAGAAAGAUGAUGUUGUCUUUGCUGAGAUGCUGAACAGAAUCCGUGUGAAAGGAAAGUUGGAUGUGCUUUGCGAAGCAGAUAGAAAUUUGUUGUCACAGGCCAUAACUGAACCAGCCCUUUGUCCGACUGAUGCGUUGCACAUUUUUGCAACUAAUAAAGAAGUGGAUGCACACAACUCUGCAACACUGGCUCUGCUCCAUACUCAUAUCAUUGACAUCCAUGCAGAUGAUUAUAGAAAAGAUCCUAGAACUGGCAGAAUGGCACUACAAGACAGACCAUUGAAAGGAGGUAAAAACGAGUUACCAGACACACUGAAAGUUGCAGAAGGAGCUCGUGUCAUGCUCACCAGAAACAUUGACAUACAAAAUGGUUUGGUUAAUGGAGCUUUUGGAAUUCUACUUAGAGUAGUUUACUCUGAAAAUGACCAACACAUCAUCAAGCUUGGACUUAAAAUGGAUAAUGAGACAUCUGGAAAGAAUACCCGCACACCAGCAGACGACAUGGUGUACAUUGAGAGAGCAGAGGAGAAUCUGAAGCAGAAAGGAGUGGUACGAAGACAGUUCCCAGUGAAGCUGGCCUUUGCAUGUACAAUACAUAAGGUACAGGGUAUGACAACCACAUCAGCUGUUGUCUCUCUUAAGAGCAUUUUUGAGCCCGGCAUGGCCUACGUAGCUGUCAGUAGAGUGACGUCUCUCAGUGGACUGUAUCUUCUUGAUAUGGAGGAGAAAAAAUAUUCACCAACCCAGAAAUCACUGCAGCACUUGAGAACAUGAGACAAGCCAACCUUGAUGACAUGAUGCCUCUUCUACACGUGAGACAAACACUGAGCAGGUCAGAGGUUUUCACCAUUGUUCAUCAUAAUACAGAGGGACUGCCAGCUCACACUAAUGACAUCAAGAGUCACCAUGAAUUGUGUCUAGCAGAUGUUUUGUGCCUAACAGAAACACACCUGCGGGGCUCUUUUGUCGCAGAGUCUCUCCACUUGGAAAAUUACAAUUUGUUCAAACGCAACAGACACCUGUCCUACACAAACUUUCCCCAGAUGGCAAACAGAAGUGGUGGUGGAGUUGCUGUUUAUGUGAAAAGUGACAUUCAAGUGCAUGAAAAACAGUACAUCCAUAAUGUAACUGACCUUGAAUUUCUGGCUUUAAAGGUUGAAGCACCAGUCAGUGCUCUGAUUGCAGUUGUAUACAGACCUCCAGACUACACUCUGAGGCCAUUCCUGAAAAACCUGGUAAGCCUAUUAGACUCAUUAGAGAUCAUGGACUGUCAUCCCAUCAUAGUGUGUGGGGAUUUUAAUGAGAAUGUUUUAUCCAGUGCAAACAAACCAAUCAUGGAGCUGUUUGAAUCUAGGGGAUACGCACAGGUCAUCACUGCCCCUACCACAGAGAAGAACACACUGCUUGACCUCAUUUUCAUUUCUCAGCCAGAGCGAUGUCUCCAUUCUGGAGUUAUGAAGACCUACCAUAGUUACCAUGACCCUGUAUACUGUGUAUUGUCCUGUGAUGAUUCGUGAUCUAGAUCUUUGAUGUGAAGCACAUAGCAGCCAGAAACUGUAAUUCCACAGAUCAGAGAGGCUUCAUCAUCACCAUCUUCAUCGCCGUACGAUCAGAGUGUGAGACUUCACAUCUGGAGCACAGGAGACAUUCUGUGAUAAGUCUUCCUUCUAGCUUGUCCCACAAGCAGUCGGUGUUUCCCUCUGUGAUCCAUCCCCUUCAGAGCUGAGACACUCAAGACUGAACAGACUGCACAGUUUCUGUGACUGAGCCUCCAAAACACCUUCUUUGAAACCACGCAUGAUAGAAAGGCUUUAUAUUUGCAGAAGCACUACUAAAGUUGGCAGGACUGUUGCUGCAGGAAAACAUCCCUGGAGAUCACCAUCAUUGUCAGACUGACUGUGCCUCCUCUGUGCAGUGUCAAGAUCCUCCCUAAAUGAGUGUUCCUCAGCUAUCCUGCUUCUGUGCUGCUUGCCACACAUCAAACACUGGCCGGGUGACAGGGAGGAGCCACUCUGAAAUCACUGGACAUGAUGAGGAUCAUAUGGGACUUUAUUUUUUGAUAGAAACAUUGUGCUCUUUGAUUACAGGUUUUAAAUGGACAGAAUGACUGCCUCUCUCUGAUCAACAGGCUAAAGGAUUGUUUUCAUUGUUAGAGCUCUGUACAAUGUAUGCUUAUUUAAUAUUUCAUCACAGAGCAAACCUUUAUUUAUUUAACAUAUUUUAAAUUUGUUUUAAUGUUGAAUUAACUGUGAGGAUUGUUUUAAGUGGGCACUCGGAAUGUCAUAUGACCAGAAAUGUGGUAACUGGAAUUCUACAGUAUGUAAAAAAAAAAUCUGCUAAGAAUGAAACACACACAAAAAACCCCAAGAAAAUUCAAAUUCAUUCCAUGUAAUCCAAUCUAAAACAUUUUAAACUGCUGAACAGCAACACAAACAGUGUUAAAAAACAGUGUUAACAGAAUGAUUAUGAUGAGUUUGUACCAAAGUUUCAGGUCACAUGGCACACCUAGUGUGUAGUGUGGGGUAUCAGCUGGUAAGUAUAGGUUUUUUCAUAUUUCUGUCCUUAGAGUUCAGAUAGAUGAAGCCUUGUGUAUAAUAAUAAGUCAUAACCACAACUCAAAGUCAGGGACUAACUAAAUUUGGGACUUUGUUUCUGAGCCCAGGUUAAAACACAGUGUUAAAAAGCAUUUAGUGGCAUGGCUGAACAAUGCUGUAAACUAAUGAUACUUAUA
Messenger RNA from Oreochromis niloticus (Nile tilapia), 4054 nucleotides. RefSeq names its product ATP-dependent DNA helicase PIF1. The record is from RefSeq and is a predicted model, not a curated record. Gene Ontology annotation, biological process: telomere maintenance; DNA repair. Gene Ontology annotation, molecular function: DNA helicase activity. Lineage: Eukaryota; Metazoa; Chordata; Actinopteri; Cichliformes; Cichlidae. The transcript has 5 exons. The coding region runs from base 1 to 2097 and encodes 698 amino acids.